Messenger RNA from Scophthalmus maximus (turbot), 5543 nucleotides. It is a transcript of the gene trim36, whose product is annotated as tripartite motif containing 36. Gene Ontology annotation, molecular function: zinc ion binding; protein binding. Bases 296 to 2659 code for a protein of 787 amino acids. The record is from RefSeq and is a predicted model, not a curated record. NCBI's taxonomy places the organism in Eukaryota, Metazoa, Chordata, Actinopteri, Pleuronectiformes, Scophthalmidae. The transcript has 15 exons.
CACACAUAACGGAGAGGGAGGGGAGAGAGGAUGGCGAUGGGGAUGUGGUCUUAGGAGCGGCUUUUUUUCCUCUCUUUAUGUCAUUUCACCUGUCGACGUGAAGCAGCGUGUGAUCCCACUGUUUUUCUUUAAACCCCCGGCUGCUGCUCUGCUCUACAUUGUAAUAUCCCUGUGCGCCUUGGACCAGUCGGUACACCCACCACCACCACCUCCAUCAUCCUCAUCAUCAUCAUCCUCAUCAACAUCAGCAUCAGCAUCAUCAUCAGCAGCAGAAGCAGCAGCAUCAUCUGUAACCAUGUCGGACUCUGAGGACAUGACGGAGUUCGCCAGCAUCGUGGAGCGGAUCGAGCGAGGCGAGAUGCGGCGCAGCAGCAGCACAGUUGCGGUCCCGAUCAAGAACAUCGAGAGGGAGCUGAUCUGCCCGAUCUGCAAGGAGCUCUUCACCCACCCGCUGAUCCUGCCCUGCCAGCACAGCGUCUGCCACAAGUGUGUCCGAGAGCUGCUGCAGCUGAACCACGAGGACUCCUUCGACGCCGGCUCCGAGUGCUCCCUGCCGGGCAGCCCCAGGUCCAGGGUGCCCUCGCCCUCUAUGGAGAGGCUGGACAGGCUUGUGAGAUCAGGUCCUCGGAAACGGAGUGGAAAUACUGCCUUGAAAACUGAGAUAAAUCCAGCACUCCUCGCUUCCCCUGUCCCCCAAAAACGCUCCAUCUCGUCCCCGGGGUGGCGCAGAGGGUCCGUGACUCCACGGGUCACCACCAUCGCAUGCCCAGGCUGCCAACAUGACAUCGACCUCGGCGAGCGCGGCAUCAGUAUGCUGUUCCGUAACUUCACCUUGGAGAACAUCGUCGAGCGAUACCGCCAGGCGGCCCGAGCCGCUGUGGCCAUUAUGUGUAACAUCUGCAAGCCUCCACAGCUGCAGGAGGCCACAAAGAGCUGUAUGGACUGCAAGGCGAGCUAUUGUAACGAGUGCUUCAAGCUGCACCACCCCUGGGGCACACCCAAAGCUCAGCACGAGUAUGUUGGUCCCACAACAAACUUUAGGCCCAAGGUGCUCAUGUGUCCGGAGCACGAGAUGGAGAAGGUGAACAUGUACUGCGAGGUCUGCAGACGACCCGUGUGUCACCUCUGUAAAUUGGGAGGAUCUCACGCCAACCACAAAGUCACGUCCAUGGGCAGCGCCUACAAGAUCCUCAAGGAGAAGCUGGCCAAGAGUAUCCAUUACCUCAUCAGCAAAGAGGACCAGGUCAGGACUCAGAUUACUGAUCUUGAGCAGCUCAUCAGUCACACCGAGGAAAACGGUCAGCUAGCAGAGCGUCGAGCCAACGAGCACUUUGAGCGACUGUUUGAGACUCUGCAGGAGAGGAAAUCGGAGAUGCUCAGAUCCAUUGAACAGUCUCGUAGCCGACGCCUGAACCAACUCAAGGGCCAGGUGGAGGAGUACCAAGGCAUGUUGGAGAACAGUGGUCUGGUGGGCUACGCUCAGGAGGUGCUGAAAGAGACGGACCAGUCCUGCUUUGUACAGACCGCAAAGCAGCUGCAUGUCAGGAUCCAGAAGGCCACUGAAUCUCUGCGGACCUUCCACCCUGCUGCUGACCCCUGCUUUGAUGAGUUUGUUCUGGACACGUCCAGAGAAGAAACUCUUCUCAAAGAGAUGUGCUUUGGUGGAGUUCCAGACCCUCCUCUGAUUGACCUGUCCCAUAGCAGAGUCUAUAACGAGGCCUCCAUCACCUGGAGGCUGUCGGAUGACCACCUACCAACCGAUCACCACGUGCUUGAGUACCGCAGACUCAGCGGCCCAAGUCAAUCCCCGUCCCAGGAGGACGGCGAGGACAGUGGGGUCUGGAGGGCGACAGACCGAGUGUAUGGUCCGAGCACUGUCGUGUGUGACCUGGAGGCCGACAGCCUGUACUCUUUCAGGGUCCGAAGCUGCAGGAACUCCAUGUUCAGCCCCUACAGCCCCGAGGUCUCCCUCCACACACCACCUUCGCCCGCUUUAGGUUUCCUGUUCAGCGACAAGUGUGGCUUCAGUACGGAGAGGCUCAUCCUAAACAAGCGACGGGACACCGUGGAGAGCGUAGCGGGCAUGGCCUACCUCCUUGCAGCAGAACGUGUGCAGACGGGCAGCUAUAUUGGACUAGAUUACAUAAUUGGGGACACGGGCAUCUCUCAGGGAAGACACUAUUGGGCCUUUAAGGUGGAACCAUACUCCUACAUGGUUAAAGUUGGAGUGGCCUCUGACUCAAAGCUGAUUGAAUGGUUUCACAAUCCCAGAGAUACCAGCAGUCCAAGAUACGACCAUGAUAGUGGUCAUGACAGCGGCAGUGAGGACACGUGCUAUGAGCUCUCGCAGCCCUUCACCCUCCUCACACUCGGCAUGGGCAAACUCUUCAUCCCAAAGGCCUCUUCGUCCGCCUCUGGUUCCACUGCAAACGCCGCGUCCGGAGACCCCGGCAAUCGAGUGCUUCCCAUGCCGCAGCGCCUUGGGGUGUGUCUAGAUUACGAUGCAUGCCGGGUGUAUUUUUACGACGCCGACACCAUGAGGUGCCUUUAUGAGAGGCAGGUUGAUUGCUCAGGAACGAUGUAUCCAGCCUUCGGCCUCAUGGGCAGCGGCAAGGUUCAACUGGAGGAGUUCAUCACUGCAAAGAGACUGGCCUUCUGAUAAUGGGUGGAAUAUGUUGACGCAUUAGGACCUGAAUCUGUUUGAUUUAAGGCAUGUUUUUUUAAGGAAGAGUGGGUUUUUAUUUAUGAUGGAGUACAAUCCGGUCCGUUUUUUUUUCGAUUUUCAGAUGAGGCAGAUGAGAUCAGGGCCUUUGGUCCUUAACUUGAAAAUGGCAUCUCUGCCAGAGCCUUGGCAUGUAUAAUGUAUGACCCACACAUAAGAUGACACUGAAUAUCAGUUUCCACACACAGUGGUCUUGAGAAGUUGGUAUAAAUGGGAAAGGUCUUCUCUACAUACCAAAGUCUCUAUCUGUCAAUUGUAUUUGACCUGUUUUGUUUUUUUUAGUUUUCAGCUACGAUCAGCUGUUAAUGUGGUGGAAUCUUUGUUUUAACUUGAAACGCCUUUGAGGUGACACUUACACUUCCUCUUUUGCCAGGUUUACGUUUCUGGAAAUUUUUGCGUGUAUUAAUUACUCGGUGAUCUUUUGUUUCUUUGGCUCACUUCUGUAACUAUUUGUCUAAAUGUAGCAGCAUAGGUUUCGAUGUUAGUGGACCUGAGGGAGCCUUGUUACUACUUUGAAGCUAGUGCCUUUCUGCCUUUGUUUUUUUUUUUGUUAGAAAAUAGGUCACUUAGUUUGCUCUAGCAAGCAUUUAUUGGUGUCACUGCACAAGCAUAAUGGAAAUACGUAUCAGCAUAUAUACUGUAUGUGAGUUUUUACUGUGGGCAUAGUUUGAUCACAGACAUUGGUGUCAAAGUUAAAACAGUUAAUAUUCAUCGCAACUUAUCAUUUACCUAUUUACUCUUGACGUUAUCACAAAAAACACUACUUUUUCCUCCUCGUCACAGUUAUGUUCCGCAGUUUUUUGCACAGUACGAUGAAUGAUGCCUCGCACUUGAUAACCUUUACUAUAUUCACAUUUCCAUCACUACCUAGGUUGCGUGUCACUGAUGUCGCACUGAAAACCGUUCAGCUUCACUGACACAAACAGGAAUCCUUGAGCAGUUCCUUGGAUUUAAACACCUCUCACUGUUUGCACUCUCGCAUCUGUUGCACUGAAUGUGACUUUCAACAUCUUUAAAAAUGAGAAGAUACCAGAAUAUCGUGUACAGUACUUUUACUCAACUUCACAUUGACCGCUUAUAUCCAAAUCUCGUUAGUUCCGGUGCUGACUAAAGUACAACACACAGCUUUGUGGCCUCACAGCCUUUAAACAGUUAAAAAAAAAAACACACCAUAAUUCAGGUUCUAACAAAAGUGCUAUCACGAAACACACUGUUCAAUACCUUUUUUACAAAACCACAGUUGACUUGCAUUGCAGACACAUGUAGUGUAGCAUAUCAGCAUCUUGUUGGCGAGUUAGGCUUUGAUUAAAGCAGUUUGGAAUUUUAAGAGAGCACGCUAAACGGACGGUUUGCUGGGCGACCACACUUGGUUUUUGUAUAGAUGUAUGUUGUGUAUGUGCCUGCACAUGGGUUUGUUUGUACAUUCAUGUAUAUUUUGAUUUCUGGAGGGUUAGGGUAACUGGUGUGUGUGUGUGUGUUUUCUCAGGUUUCUGGCCCUGGUUGGGGCCCAAUGCUACCUACCUCUAUCUGUCAGGCCUGGAAAACCUUAACUACUGUACCUUUCCUUACAGAAACAUCUUUGGUUUUAUUUGCAGCUCUGUGCGGAACGGUCUGUUCAACAUAUCCGCCUCCUUUCUUUUUAUGUCGAAUAAUAAGCUGAUCUUUCAAAAUGUUUUGUUUUUAACUUCCAUGUACAUAUUAAUUCAGAGUAUAUUAUUUUAGUGAAAUAAAGUACAUAUUAAAUGUUAUUAGGCUGUUUGCUUGUGGACGGAAGAUGUUUAUCACUAUUGGUGGAACUGACUGUAAGCAGAGGUUAACUUGUUCAGCUGCCUUUGUCAAGGGGAGUGUUUUUCAAAUGGUAAUACCUUUCCCUCAUUUUUUUUGUGGUGUUGGUUUGCUUAGAUGGUUUAAAUGUUUUGUUUGUGGAGUAUUGAACAAAUCAUGGGUUUUCGUCUUUGGUUAAAAGCAUUUAAUAAAUUCAUAUUUUUUACAUUUUGCUUCUCAAAAUGAAAUGUCAAGUUUCUGUGAUGGCGUGCUUAUUUUGUUUCUCACACGUUUCUGUCGUCACUCCAAUGCCCACAUACCUGAUUCCUGUUAUAAAAUUGGACUCUCAACACCUACAAUAUGUCUGUGCAUUUACAGUAUGAAUUGGUCUCAAUGUUUUAUUCACAGAAUGUAAUUAAGGAAAUAACAGAAGUGGCUGAAUGUUCAUUUUUGGUCUUCUAUUUAGUUUGUAACACUUGGGGUCACGGCACAUUUGUUAAGUAGUAACAGGAACCUGUUAAAGGGUUUGUAAUCUCAACAGCUUUUCAUUCAUGAACUUAUCACCAAAUAAUUUUGCAGGCUGGCUGUCAAUCUAAUUCCAAGCUAGCACUUUAAAAAUCUGUAGCAUGUCAGCAACUAUAUGUGGCUCUGCAGGUGUCCAUUAUAAAUGUGCAAUAUUAUUAAAUGGGCUGUAGAAUAUAACAGUGUAAGAUAUGAACCUGUUGGGACAAUUUGCACUGAUUAUGGUAUAUAGUUUUGUUAUGGGUUUAAAUUGACUUUUACUUGAGACAAAUUGAAUUCUAAACAUGACUUCAUGUCUUGUUUUGUCCUCGGUAUCACUCAAAUCAUUUUCUGAGCUCUAAAUUAGUUACGGUGCAUUUGUCCAUUUGUUUUUGUUUUUCCAGAGUAUUUGGAUGUGGUGUUUAAAUGUUGGGUUUCUGUAUGUGUAGUAUGUUAAGAUGUGGAAAUACUGUUCUUUGUUCUGAUUCCUGGAAAUGCUACACUUUUUAAUUUGCUGUGGGAAUUUCAUCAAAUAAAACGAUUGUUUUUAAAUCUA